This is a messenger RNA of Scaptodrosophila lebanonensis, 1934 nucleotides long. RefSeq names its product protein FAM107B. NCBI's taxonomy places the organism in Eukaryota, Metazoa, Arthropoda, Insecta, Diptera, Drosophilidae. The record is from RefSeq and is a predicted model, not a curated record. Bases 609 to 1274 code for a protein of 221 amino acids. The transcript has 3 exons.
GAGAUGCGUCGCUUAGUCGCCGUAUCGCAAGCACUUCAGCUAAAAAAUCGCAGUUAAAAAACGUUACGGUUUCUUAUCGUGUAAUAAACAGAGUCCAGUUUUAAGUACGACUGUUUUGCCAAAACAAAAAAGCAUCACUUCCUUAACGAUAGGCCUAGCCUUGAAAACAAUCAACGGCCAGCAGACCCCCCAAAUUGUCGUUGUUUUUGGUAGAGUGUGUCUGUGUGUGUAUUAUUUUUGUUGUGACUGUUGUUGUUUGCAAUUGUUGUGUCGUAUUAGGCAAGCAGCAUCAACAGUCAUUGCUGCAAGGCAAGAGGCAAACAAGCAACAGCAACAGCAACAAAGUCGCAAAGCAACGUGCGAUGCAAAUUAUAUAGUCAGUCAGUCACACAGCGAAACAACAGCAACAAUAAUAAUAAUAACAACAACAAGGUGGACACAUACAAAACGGUUUCGCGUGUGCAGCAGCAACAACAACAAUAGCAAUCAACGCAACAACAUUGCAUUGAAAUAUUUCGUAAGUGUGUGUUGUGUAUGUGAAAAACGAAAAUUGCGCGCCAAAAGCAAGAAAAAGGAUUACAAAAACAAACGUGCUCACACGCUCACGCAUGCAGCUGUGCUCAAUAGCCGCGACUACAACAACAACAAAAACAACACGCGAACCAAAUCAAAACAACAAACGAGACAACAGCCCAGCGCACACAAAAUUCCAGUUUUCUUCUUCUCUCUCGGACACUCUCUCACUCACACACUCGCUCACCAGCAAAGGACGUUGGAACAUUGCGACAAAGACGUGCACUUUUGAUACCACCAGAACGCACAGCUCAGCGGACGAAAACACGGCCGGCGAUAUGAUGUCCAUGUCAUCAUCACCGCCUCCUACGCCGACUGGCGUGCAAACCGAUGCCGAGGGUCUAAUAUUGCCAAAGAAACUGAUAAAUCCAUGUCUGGAGAACACCGAUCGCAAGGAAUUGCAUCGUGAGCUCAAGUUUAAUAAUCGCAUUGGCAAGAGCGUCUUGAAUCAGAAAUCGGAACUACAGCGUGCCUAUGAUAAACAGAAGGAGCGUCAUGCGGCCGCCGAGCAACAUUCUCCAGAGCCUGAUUUGGGAGCGGGACUUAAAGGCGAACUGGGACGUGUGAUCAUGGAGCGUGCACAAAAACACGAGGCAGCGGCACAAAAACAAAAUGCCGAUGUGGACGACGAGCGGCAAUAUGUUAAUCCCGAGUAUUUGAAUGUGCGCGCCAAACUGCGCACUGCGCAUGCGCCCAAUUAAGGCGCCCAACUGGGGGCGCAAAACCGAAUAUUUAACUUUAAUUGACCUAACCAAAUCGUGUUUUAUUACUUACGUUGUGUUUGUUUAAAAUGUUACUUUCUAACUACCGCUUAGUGUUUAAUUGUGCUAACAACAACAAGAACAACCACAAAAACCACAAAGAGUUAUGAUAUUAUGCGUAUGUUAAUCUUAAAUAAUUAUUACUAUUAUAAUAUAGGUUAAGAUAUUUAGUUUUUUGUUAUGUGCUGACGAUAUUUUUGUGUGUGUAGUAUGUAUAAAAAGUGUAUAAAGUUCGAUUUAGUUUUAAAAUUUCUCUUCCAAACCUUUUGGCUGAAUAUACAUAGGUGUAUGUAUAUUUAUGUAUAUUUAGUGCGUAGUCAUGUAAAGCGAAACAGGGCAGAUCAGAGGAAAAAUUUAAUAAUAAUUACGACAAAAUUGGAAAUGUUUAAGAUUAAAGUUAAGUCGAGAGACAGAGAGAGAGAGAGAUAAAAAAAAAUGAUUAUAUACUUACCAUAUAGAUGCAACUAUUUUAUGUCAAGCGAUUGCGAUAAUUACCAACUAUAACAAACCAGAAGCGAAAUCACAGAACUAUAUAUACAAUAUAUAUCUAUAUACAACUUAGUUUCUGAAAUAAUAAAUUUUAUUGUAGCAAAAAGUUAA